AUGUCUACAGGAGGAGGAUACGUUCCCCCGCCCUCAGUGGGCCAUGAAAUUGGCGUCAUGUUUGGCUUUCUCGGAGCCAUGGCUCUAUCCAUGGGCCUGUACGCAGUGGUAUGGAACAUGGGCCAGAAACGCAGUGCCGCCAAGGAGCUCGAGCGCCGCAAGUUACUCACCGAAAAGGGCAUCGGUACGCACUUGGACGCGCCGCAGAUGUCGACAUCGGCGUAG
Molecule: messenger RNA, 225 nt
Organism: Xylona heveae TC161
Lineage: Eukaryota; Fungi; Ascomycota; Xylonomycetes; Xylonales; Xylonaceae
Exons: 2
Coding region: 1-225 (74 amino acids)
Source: RefSeq, a predicted model, not a curated record